ACGCGAACUAGUGGAGCGGCUGCUCGGGUAGGCAGGGCUCCGGAGCUGGCUGCUAAGGAUGCCCGGGGUCUGCAGGAUUUAGUAGCUAGAAGGAAGGGACACAGAGGAUUUUGGCCAUGGCCCCAAGAAAAAGAAGUGGACGGGGGAUUUCAUUCAUCUUCUGCUGCUUCCGAAGCAACGACCAUCCGGAGAUCACCUACCGGCUUCGCAAUGACAGCAACUUCGCCCUACAGACCAUGGAGCCAGCGUUGCCAAUGCCCCCGGUGGAAGAGCUGGAUGUCAUGUUCAGUGAGCUUGUGGAUGAACUUGACCUCACAGACAAACACCGAGAAGCCAUGUUUGCACUUCCGGCAGAAAAGAAAUGGCAGAUCUACUGCAGUAAGAAAAAAGACCAGGAAGAAAAUAAAGGAGCCACUAGCUGGCCUGAGUUUUACAUUGAUCAGCUAAAUUCAAUGGCUGCUAGAAAAUCGCUGAUAGCUUUGGAAAAAGAAGAUGAGGAGGAGAGAAAUAAAACAAUAGAGAGUUUGAAGACGGCACUGAGGACAAAACCAAUGAGGUUUGUAACCAGAUUUAUCGACUUGGAUGGCUUGACGUGUAUUCUGAACUUUCUGAAGAGCAUGGACUAUGAGACCUCGGAGUCUCGAAUACAUACCUCUCUCAUUGGGUGUAUAAAAGCACUAAUGAACAACUCUCAAGGACGGGCUCAUGUCCUGGCCCAUCCAGAGAGUAUUAAUGUAAUUGCUCAGAGUCUGAGCACCGAGAACAUAAAGACAAAGGUGGCAGUGCUGGAAAUCAUGGGCGCUGUGUGCCUGGUUCCUGGGGGUCACAAAAAGGUAUUGGAGGCCAUGCUGCAUUACCAGAAAUACGCCAGCGAAAGGACUCGCUUUCAGACGCUGAUUAAUGACUUGGAUAAAAGCACGGGAAGGUAUCGAGACGAAGUGAAUCUAAAGACAGCCAUCAUGUCCUUCAUUAACGCAGUCCUGAGCCAAGGGGCUGGAGUGGAAAGUCUGGAUUUCAGACUCCACCUUAGAUAUGAAUUUCUAAUGCUAGGAAUUCAACCAGUCAUUGAUAAACUAAGGGAGCAUGAAAAUUCAACGUUAGACAGGCAUUUAGAUUUUUUUGAAAUGCUUAGAAAUGAAGAUGAACUGGAAUUUGCCAAAAGAUUUGAACUAGUUCACAUAGACACGAAGAGUGCCACUCAGAUGUUUGAACUGACAAGGAAGAGGCUGACUCACACAGAAGCGUAUCCGCACUUUAUGUCUAUCCUUCAUCACUGUCUCCAAAUGCCUUUUAAAAGAAGUGGCAAUACGGUCCAGUACUGGCUACUGCUUGAUAGGAUUGUACAGCAAAUAGUCAUACAGAAUGACAAAGGGCAGGACCCCGACUCCACUCCCUUGGAAAACUUUAAUAUUAAAAACGUCGUCCGGAUGUUAGUUAAUGAAAAUGAAGUUAAACAGUGGAAAGAGCAAGCAGAAAAAAUGCGAAAAGAACACAAUGAGCUCCAGCAGAAAUUGGAAAAGAAGGAGCGAGAGUGCGAUGCCAAGACUCAGGAGAAAGAGGAGAUGAUGCAGACCUUAAGUAAGAUGAAAGAGAAACUCGAAAAAGAGUCUACCGAGCACAAGCACAUCAAGCAACAGGUGGCAGACCUCACAGCACAGCUCCAUGAGCUGAACAGGAGGGCAAUCUGUGCUACCGUUCCAGGAGGGCCCCCGUUGCCACCUGGAGCACCUGGUGGACCUUUACCUUCUCAGGCUCCAGGAGCCCUUCUUCCCCCUCCUCCGCCCCCUCUACCUGGUGGAAUCCUCCCUCCACCACCCCCACCUCCUGGUGGCCCACCCCCUCCACCUGGCCCCCCUCCCCUAGGCGGGAUAACCCCGCCUCCUGGAGCACCGCUGGGCUCGGCCCUCAAAAAGAAAAACAUCCCGCAGCCGACGAAUGCCCUCAAAUCCUUCAACUGGUCUAAGCUGCCUGAGAACAAGCUGGCAGGCACCGUGUGGACUGAUAUAGAUGAUGCAAAAGUGUUUAAAAUCCUUGAUCUCGAAGACCUUGAAAGAACAUUCUCUGCUUACCAGAGACAGCAGGACUUCUUUGUGAACAAUAACUCCAAACAGAAAGAAGAUGCCAUCGAUGACACACUGAGUUCCAGACAUAAAGUCAAGGAGCUUUCGGUAAUAGAUGGCCGGAGAGCUCAGAACUGCAAUAUUCUUCUCUCCAGGCUGAAAUUAUCAAAUGAUGAAAUCAAACGUGCAAUUUUAACAAUGGAUGAACACGAGGACCUGCCGAAAGACAUGUUAGAGCAGCUCCUGAAAUUUGUUCCUGAGAAAGCCGACAUUGACCUUCUGGAGGAGCACAAACAUGAAUUAGAUCGCAUGGCCAAGGCUGACAGGUUCCUCUUUGAAAUGAGCAGGAUAAAUCACUAUCAGCAAAGGCUGCAGUCCCUUUACUUCAAAAAGAAGUUUGCGGAGAGAGUUGCAGAAGUUAAGCCCAAGAUUGAAUCAAUCCGCGCUGGCUCAAAGGAGGUGCUUCAGAGUAACAGCCUGAAGCAGUUGUUGGAGGUGGUUCUGGCCUUUGGAAACUACAUGAAUAAAGGCCAGAGAGGCAAUGCCUUUGGGUUCAAAAUCGUCAGCCUAAACAAGAUUGCAGACACGAAGUCCAGCAUUGACAAGAACAUCACCCUUUUGCACUAUCUUAUAACUGUAGUUGAGAAGAAAUAUCCCAAAGUCCUCAGUCUUCAUGAACAGCUGCGAGACAUCCCUCAAGCAGCCAAAGUAAACAUGACUGAGCUGGAGAAAGAAAUAAACACCUUGAGGAGCGGACUGAGGGCUGUGGAAACUGAACUGGAAUACCAGAAAUCACAGCUUUCUCGGCCUGGAGACAAGUUUGUGUCAGUCGUCAGCCAGUUCAUCACGUUAGCCAGCUUUGGCUUCUCCGACGUUGAAGAUCUUCUGAUGGAAGCUAAAGAACUGUUUACCAAGGCAGUGAAGCACUUUGGGGAAGACGCGAGCAAAAUGCAGCCGGAUGAGUUCUUUGGGAUCUUCGAUCAGUUUCUUCAAGCUGUGACUGAGGCCAAGCAGGAGAAUGAAAACCUGAGGAAAAGGAAGGAGGAGGAGGAGCGUCGGGCGCGCAUGGAAGCACAGCUGAAAGAACAGCGCGAGCGGGAACGCAAGGCCAGAAAGGCUAAAGAAAACAGCGAGGAAGGUGGGGAGUUUGACGACCUCGUUUCGGCUUUACGGUCAGGUGAAGUCUUUGACAAAGACCUUUCGAAACUGAAACGGAAUCGCAAGCGCAUCACCAACCAGCUGACGGACAGCAGCCGUGAGAGGCCGGUCACCAAACUCAACUUCUGA
Molecule: messenger RNA, 3347 nt
Organism: Emys orbicularis (European pond turtle)
Lineage: Eukaryota; Metazoa; Chordata; Testudines; Emydidae
Gene: DAAM1
Product: dishevelled associated activator of morphogenesis 1
Exons: 26
Coding region: 117-3347 (1076 amino acids)
Biological process (GO): actin cytoskeleton organization
Cellular component (GO): stress fiber
Molecular function (GO): actin binding; small GTPase binding
Source: RefSeq, a predicted model, not a curated record